AUGACAACUGCUGACACAGAACAAAAGCCGAAAGAAAAGAACCCGACUGAAUCGACCUCAGAAGAAAUAAAAGAACCUCAGUCGAAACGAUCCAAAGUUGAUACUUCUAAACCAGAAGAGGCUAUUCCAAAAAAGGUGCUAAAACAUGAAGCUGAAUAUCUUCGAUCUGUCCCUUCUUCUUCUCAAUACGAAAAAUCAUUUAUGCACAGAGACAAUAUUUCUCAUGUUAUCGCAACGAAGACAGAUUUUAUUGUCACCGCGAGUGUUGAUGGACAUUUAAAGUUCUGGAAAAAGAAAUAUGCGGAAGGAAUCGAAUUUGUAAAACAUUUUCGUUGCCACUUAAGCGAAUUUUCGCACGUUUGUGCAAAUGCCGAUGGAACUCUACUGGUUACCGUGUGCGAGAAGGACAAAUCUGUCAAAGUGUUCGAUGUUGAAAACUUCGAUAUGAUCAACAUGAUAAAGUUGGACUUUCCGCCAAGAACCGCGCAAUGGGUUCAUCAGGCAAACGAUCCAGUUGCGCAUUUAGCAAUUGCUGCUGCUGAUUCUGGCAAAAUUGUUGUAGUUGAUGGAAAAGGUUCGGCGAGUCCAAUUCAUGAACAGACACGACUACAUUCUGCUCCUGUUAAAAUUAUUCAGUAUUCACCAUCUCUUGACAUAAUUGUUUCCAUUGAUGACACUGGAAUGAUGGAAUGUUGGCACGGAGAAAAAGGAGGUUUUGAAUUUCCAAAAGAUGUUUUAACGUGGGAAUACAAAUUGGAUACGGAUCUCUACGAGUUUUUCAAAGUUAAGACAGUGCCUGUUGCUGCUGAAUUUAAUCCAAAGGGGAGAAAAUUGGCAACGUAUGGUGAAGACAAAAAAAUUCGCAUUUUCGAUAUUAUUACUGGAAAAAUUGUGCACGUAAUAGAUGAAACGACGCAAAAGUAUAUCAAUGAAGCUAAAGAAAACAAAAAUUAUGGGCUACAACAUAUGGAAUGGAGCAGAAGAGUUGCUUUUGAGAAAGAAAUUGAUAAGGAUCGUAAAAAUUCACUGCGGUUUUUACAAAUAUGUUGGGAUUUUUCGGGCAAUUUCCUUAUAUAUCCAACAGUCAUUGGGAUCAAAGUCUACAACAUUGUUACUGAAGAAGUUUCUCGAAUCAUUGGACGUGACGAAACUGUGCGAUUUAGUUGUGUCUCGUUAUGCCGAGCAAUUCCCGAUGUGCGAUCCAGACUUCAAGGCGCUGCAAUCACAAUGGAGACCGCUGCUGCUGAUAAUCCGACGCUUAAUAAGAAAACGGAUCCUGAUCCUCUUUUAGUAUGCACGGCACUCAAAAAGAAUCGCUUUUAUCUGUUCACAAACACGGAGCCGUUUAGUGUGGAAGACGAAGAAGGAAAUCCGUCAUUAUCAGGAAGAGAUGUAUUUAAUGAAAGACCAAAGAAGGAAGAUCUUCUCACUGCACUUGAUACCGAAGCAAGCGAAAAAGCAUUGAAUCGUGAAGCGAUUAUUCAUACAACAAUGGGCGAUAUCGCAAUCAGAUUAUUCCCUGAUGAAUGCCCAAAAACGGUGGAAAACUUCUGCACUCAUGCGAGACGUGGAUAUUAUAAUAAUUUAUCGUUCCACAGAGUGAUAAAAUCUUUCAUGAUUCAGACUGGUGACCCAACUGGAAAAGGAACCGGCGGUGAAUCAAUUUGGGGAGAAGAUUUUGAGGACGAAUUCCACCCACGAUUAAGGCAUGACAAACCAUUUAAAGUUUCGAUGGCUAAUGCUGGUGGCGGAAAUACAAAUGGCUCUCAGUUCUUCAUCACUGUUUGCCCAGCAGACUGGCUUGACGGGAAGAACACCUUAUUCGGAGAGGUGACGUCUGGAAUGAGUGUCGUUCAAAAAAUCAAUAAUGUUCAAACAUAUGAGCGAAGCGGAAGGCCUCGAGUAGCAGUGAAUGUGGUUUCGAUUAGUUUGAAGUGA
Caenorhabditis bovis is the source of this 1938-nucleotide messenger RNA. The record is from the annotation of a GenBank genome assembly. Lineage: Eukaryota; Metazoa; Nematoda; Chromadorea; Rhabditida; Rhabditidae.